This is a messenger RNA of Naegleria gruberi, 993 nucleotides long. RefSeq lists its product as uncharacterized. The record is from RefSeq and is a predicted model, not a curated record. Gene Ontology annotation, cellular component: precatalytic spliceosome. Bases 1 to 993 code for a protein of 330 amino acids. NCBI's taxonomy places the organism in Eukaryota, Heterolobosea, Eutetramitea, Acrasida, Naegleriidae. The transcript has 2 exons.
AUGGUGCACAAUCAACAACAGCAACCACGAGGUGGUGAUCAAUAUGAUGAUGACGAGGAAUAUGACGACUAUGAACAAUCGGAACAAUCAUACAACAAUCAAGGAUCAUCGGAUCAACCAAGAAUUAAAAAAUCAAACAAGAUUAAUGUUUGGGGAAAUUCAUCAACCAUGAAUAUUACUCCCUAUUUAUAUAAAAAGGUUUUGGCAUCACCUUAUUUUAAAUCAUUGUAUGAAUACAAGACAUAUCAUGAAGUUUUGGAUUUAAUUAAAAAUAUUAAAUAUAUUCAUCCAUUUACUGAUGGAGAUACAAAUGCAGAGCCUAGUAUUGCAUUUUCACUUUUAUUCAAGUUGCAUACAUUGAAAUUAUCAUAUAAACAAUUGAAGGGAAUGUUACAAAAGGAUAUGUCAACAAAUACAAAAGCUAUGGCCUUGCUUUAUGUGAGAUUUGCUGUACAACCUGAUGAAAUGUGGGAUUAUUUUAGAGAUUUUGUCAAUGAUGAAAAUAAUACUGUGAAUAUUUAUACGAAAAGAAUUUCGUUGGGAGAAUUUGUCAGGUCAUUAAUUACAAAUCAAAAAUUAUUUGGAUCUCAAUGUAUUCUUCCAAUAUUGCCAGCAAAUUUAGUGAGAAGAAUGGAAGAUUCUGAUGAAUUUUCUCAAUCAUACCAAAAGAAUAAGAGAAAGUAUUAUGAGAAGGAUUAUUCGGAUAGGAGAUCUUCAUCAUCUUAUCAAUCGGAUUACUCAAGAAAGAAGCAAAAAUCUGAUUCUAAUACCACUCAACCAUCUAAGAGCAAUACAGAAACAGCAAACUCAGAGAAAGAAGAUUUUGAACCUGCUGAAUCUAGAUUUUCAAAACCAACCUUCGCCAAGACAGCCAAUAAUUCUCAAUCAUAUUCGAAAAAAUAUGGAGCUAUCACAAAGGAAUACACAACCAAUAUAAGUUUUUCAAAAAAGGACAUUACUGAAGUCGAAACAGUAAAGCUCAGUAAAGACUAA